Messenger RNA from Penicillium soppii, 1014 nucleotides. Its product is annotated as alpha/beta hydrolase. Gene Ontology annotation, molecular function: hydrolase activity. The transcript has a single exon. The coding region runs from base 1 to 1014 and encodes 337 amino acids. NCBI's taxonomy places the organism in Eukaryota, Fungi, Ascomycota, Eurotiomycetes, Eurotiales, Aspergillaceae. The record is from RefSeq and is a predicted model, not a curated record.
AUGGCUACCUCACGUUGGUGGCUCUACGUGCAGGCCGUCUUCUGGCGGUUCCUAAUGCGCAUCGGGAUGUUCCUGCAUGAUAUCGGUCCACCCCGACCGCCAAGACCACUCUUUACCCGCACCGUGAACAGCGACAAACACCGCCACUCCCUCGUCCUCCAUUUCUACGUCCCACCCAAAUACCACGAGCAGCGAAGACUAGGCCGUCGUUAUCCCGUAUGUGUCAACUUCCACGGUGGCGGGUUCACCCUCGGAGCAGCGACGGAUGAUUCUCGCUGGGCGAAAUCCGUCUUAGACAAUGUCGAAGCCGUAGUGGUGAGUGUCAGCUACCGGCGGGCCCCGGAGCACCCAUACCCGGCCGCCGUAGACGACGGGGUCGAGGCACUCUUGUAUCUAGCGAUGCAUGCCGGCGAACUGGGACUGGAUGUGAGCAGGGUGGCGCUGAGCGGGUUCUCGGCUGGAGGCAAUUUAGCGGUUACUGUGCCGUUGCGAUUACGGGGACGCUUGUCGACGGAAGUAAAAGAAAAUCUGGGUCGAGCGGAAUCGACACAGAACCUGCUGAAUCAGGUGGCUGAUUUGAAUAUCGUUGCUUUGUUCUGUUGGUACCCGAUUUUGGAUUUCCAGGAAUCCCGUGACCACCGUCGUGCUAUGAGUAUCAUGCCGGAUAAAACUCUCCCGGCAUUCUUCACCACGCUGUUUGAUGAGGCUUAUCUACCUGUUCUGGAGGAACGUACCGACCCGUAUGCUUCUCCUAUCCAUGCGUCGGAUCAACUUCUCUCUGAAGGUCUUCCACGUGAUGUUUUCCUGUUCAUCUGUGAGUGGGAUAUGUUGAUGAAAGAAGGCCAGUCCUUCGUGCGCCGACUAGAAAGUCUUGGCAAGCGUCCUCGUGCCAUGCUCAUCGAGAAAGCCCGUCAUGGCUGGGAUAAGUCACCGAAUCCAUGGCGAGACCAGGACAGUGUGGAUGUAUUGUAUCGCGACGCGUGUGCAUCCAUGAAGGGAAUCUUUGAUCGGUGA